Messenger RNA from Haliotis rufescens (red abalone), 3329 nucleotides. Its product is annotated as A-agglutinin anchorage subunit-like. Lineage: Eukaryota; Metazoa; Mollusca; Gastropoda; Lepetellida; Haliotidae. Bases 955 to 2427 code for a protein of 490 amino acids. The record is from RefSeq and is a predicted model, not a curated record. The transcript is spliced from 8 exons.
CUACUGAAUCGUGACCCACACAGCCAUGGAGAGACUGUACCAACACUUCGACUGAAAGACACCACCAGCCAGCCUUGUACAGUCAGUAUCAUACAUGGUAUUCUAUACAUCGAGCGUGCACAGUUCUCCAAACUGCAUGAUCACGAAAAGGGAACUAUAAAUACCCCACAAACUUGUUGGGUAGCAUGACAAGGCUGUAUGCUUUCACAACAAAACAGGGCGACAGGGAGACCUUGUACAGUCAGUAUCAUACAUGGUAUUCUAUACAUCGAGCGUGCACAGUUCUCCAAACUGCAUGAUCACGAAAAGGGAACUAUAAAUACCCCACAAACUUGUUGGGUAGCAUGACAAGGCUGUAUGCUUUCACAACAAAACAGGGCGACAGGGAGACCUUGUGUCCAACACUGAACUUGCAGCACAACAUGACAGUUUGAUGGUGUUGUGUUUAUACACCAAAACACAAUACUGCUGUGAUAUUGCAUGGUUCUGUACUGACAAGUGUCAAGCGGAGCUGCAAAUCUGGACAGAAUAACAGUGUGGAGACAGACCAUGUCAUGACAAGUUAUUGUACCCUCCUAUUGUACAUGACCAGACCCGAUCUAAUGUAAGAAAUGUGACUGACAUAAGGCGGAUUGCUUUCUCUGAUCCCUGAUCCAGUACCUCUGGCCUACAGCAUCUACAUAGCGUCCUCAUCAUUCCAACCAGGAACCGGAGAAUAAGUUCAUUGUAUUUCUCCACUGGAGCUGAGAUGAGCUGAGAUGAGCUGAGAUGAGCUGAGAUGAACAUGUUGUUUCGUAACCACUUGAUUCUGAAACCAUCGUUUCAUGUUACGUGUACUGGAAACAUUUAUGGCGCAUGUUGUAUGAACUGAGUUUGUAGCAUCUUCCUAGUUUAUCCGAGAUACACAUGACUGGACAGAUUUAAUGACCGACCUCUCUCACAGCCCGGGACAAGAUGACACUCACUGUGUUGGUAACAUUCUGUCUUCUCCUCAUCGUACAGUGUGUGAUGACAACUCUGUACAACACAUCUACAUCAUGCUUCAGUGGUAGUGAAAGGAAUGAACAGAUAACCGCCAGCUGCCAGCUCAACACAACGACUGAGGUUGGGAUCAUUGCUGUUCACAGACAGUUUUUUGGAGUCAAACCAUACAGCAAUAUGUGCCAGAGUACAGACAAUGCCUCUGUGUGCUGCAGCCACAAUGACGCAGACUGUGUCCUGGUCUCUGUCGCUGGACAGCUCCCAGAUGCGACCAUCGCAGGAUGCUCCGGCCAGAGGGAAUGUCUGAUCCAGGCCAAGAAGAAGUUUACUGGCUCUUGUCCCAAGAACAACCUCUUCCCUAGCUUUACUACAUAUGGCCACAUGGAGUACGAGUGUAUCAAUGUGGGACUCCUGACAGACAUGUGCCAUGACGGCAUCAUCAAGAACAACAAGAACCUGUACCUGUCCAGCAACAUCUACCACCUGAACACAGAGCACCAAGACAGGACCUGCUCCUGCACCGCAACCACAACGUGUGGGGAGACUAUAGACGUAGAGGCUGUUGACGUCCGGCUGCACCGAACCGCGAGCUCCUGCACGGAGAACCUCCUCAUCCUGGACAACCGCAACACCACCCACAACAACACCAUCACAUGUUACAACACAAGCCUCAACGGGCUCGUCAGCAUUUUCACCAGCCAAUCAAACAGUCUCACCUUGAACUUGACUAUCAGUGGCAAACAUACAGGAAAAGUCUGGAUAAAAAUAAAAGGGACAUCACCAAACACCACUGUGGCUCUCAAGUGUGGAGCAACUAGCCAAAUCACCACUGACCCCAGCCACCUCUGUCCAGGGGACUUGACAACAACGCCACCAACAACAACAACAACUACUACAACAACAACAACAACAACACCUACAACAACAACAACACCUACAACAACAACAACACCUACAACAACAACAACACCUACAACAACAACAACAACAACACCUACUACAACGACAACUGAGAAGAAGUGUGGGUCUGAAGAGGUCUGUGAGGGGACAGCUGCAACAGUGGCAGCGUUAUCCAUAGGUGCCAUCGCCGGCAUCAUCAUCGCUGGUGUCGUCAUUCUUCUUGUCAUCAUCCUCAUCCUCGUCCUCAUCUUCCGCAGGAGUACACCCCCAGACACUGAUCAGAAUUAUAUGACACCAUAUCACAUACCUGUCUACGAGACGCUGAGGAACUACGUACCACAUGAGAGAGCCACGGUGGCCUACGACAACCAAGUCUACGUACAUGACAAGAUGGAGUCCCCAGACGCCAACCAUGACUAUGAAGAACUACAGGAAAAGAUGGACCCAGGAGCCUGCAGCUAUGACAAUGCUGCUGUGCAAAUCCACCCCCCACAAUAUGACAAUAACGAAUCAGUGAUGGUCAUGCCUAAAGGAGCAGUUGGUUAGUUAUAGCAUUGGAGAACUGACUCAAGGUUUGGUUUGGCUUGGAUUGUUGUUUUAUGCCGCACUCGGCAAUAUUCCAGCUAUAUGACGGCGGUCUGUGAAUAAUCGAGUCUGGACCAGACAAUCCAGUGAUUUACAUCAUGAACAUCGAUCCAUGCAAUUGGGAUCGAUGACAUGCAUCAACCAAGUCAGCGAGCCUGACCACCCGAUCCUGUUAGUCGCCUUUUACGACAAUCAUAGUCGCCUGUUACGGCAAGCAUGGGUUGCUGAAGACCUAUUCUACCCCGGAUCUUCACAGACUCAAGGACUCAUCAUCUCACAUGCUGAUAAUAAUCCGAGUGAACACUUUGAAUGAACAGGAUGCCUUUGUACAAACAACCUUAGUGCUACAACUGCAUGUCUAUGUUAAGGUAUGGGAGCUAUGACCACCUUAGCGCAAAGAUGGAUUUGUACAACAGCACCGUGAUCCUAUAUAUUUCAUUUGCUUUGUAGAUAAACCUUACAGAGCUCGAGAUAAGUUUGCUUAUUUGGGUAUUUUACCCAGAAGUUUGAUUUUGAUUGGGUAUCCACAAUUCUCACAGGAUAUUUAUUUCUUUUUACCCAACUGUUUCUUGACAUUUGUUUUUUUUAACAUGUUUCAUAUCAAAUCCUGUAAAUCAUUUAAAACUAAAUGAAUAGGAGUAUACCCGUCUGCUUCCGGGAAGCCAUUUUUGUUUGCAAAUCCUAGCAUUGCAAGAAAGGCACUAUAUUUUAAAUCACCAAUCACCAAUCAGCGACUGUUUAAGAUAUGUUGACUGGUCACGAUGUUCUUUCCAAAUCGAAUCUAUCUGUUUUCGAGUUUGGUUGUCGCACAAGUCAAUUUUAUUAUCUAACAGUUGUAAUAAAUGCAUUCGUUAUUUCAGAUA